Molecule: messenger RNA, 14638 nt
Organism: Xenopus laevis (African clawed frog)
Lineage: Eukaryota; Metazoa; Chordata; Amphibia; Anura; Pipidae
Gene: celsr3.S
Product: cadherin EGF LAG seven-pass G-type receptor 3
Exons: 36
Coding region: 201-11267 (3688 amino acids)
Biological process (GO): homophilic cell-cell adhesion; cell-cell adhesion; cell adhesion
Cellular component (GO): membrane; plasma membrane
Molecular function (GO): G protein-coupled receptor activity; transmembrane signaling receptor activity; calcium ion binding
Source: RefSeq, a predicted model, not a curated record
CGGACCAUUAAGGGUUGCCGGGAGCCAUGUUGGUGUUGAAUGAAGGGAGGGUGAUGAGAUGCUGCGACCGGAGAGUCAGCCUGUGAGGGAAAGGAGCGCAGAGUAGAUGGUAGCUGCCGGGGCCAGGGGGCAGAAAGGAGGUGCGGAGGAGGGCCGGCCAGUGAGGGCUGCUCUGUAGCAGGAGACAAGGAAGGGAUACUAUGGCUGCUCUGCUGAAGGGAACCAGCCUGCCUUGUCUUCUCCUCCCGCUGCUUCUCAUCCUCCUCAUCCCUUUGUUCACUUCCAGCCGGGGAAAGCAUGCAGGGACCUGGGAGACAGCUGAGCACCGACCCCCUGUCCGACCUCUAGGCACAGACCUUGCCCACAACAGGGCUUCCAUUCAAGGGCUUGUGUGGGAGACCCACUGGCUCACUAUGGCUUGCUGUGGGGCCAGCUGGAAUGUCAGCCAAGAGGGGCUUUAUGGGGGCCCAUGGAAUUUAACCCUUUGUUUUCGAGGAAACACCACUGGACUCAAUGUCACGGGGACCCCUGAUGGAUUAAGGGGGUGCAGUUUUGCCAAGUGUCGACUCAGAGCGGCUGCUAGAAAGCAAGCCGGUGUAUUCUGCUGGACAAACUGCCAUGUGAAGCCUGGGGAUGAGCAGAACUCCUGCCUUUGCUUGCCAAAUGCCAUGUGUGUGCCUCCACCCUGUAUAGUAAGGACCAAGGGAAAGACGGACGAUUUAUAUGGACAGAACCCCAAUAUACAAGGGGUGGGUGGGACCGCAUGCCUCUGUUGUUGGAUUACAAAAUAUAAAGACCUUUCUAGCCAUUCCAGGGAGUACUGGGUAUUUCUGCUUUCCUCUGAACCCCGUUGCCUUAAGAAUUACAGCAAAGACAAUAUUGUACAUCACUGCCAGCCAAGAUUACAAUUCAGCUCAAGCAAUAGGAGAACAAACCAAUGGAAUUUAAUACGAUGCACAUUGAACCCCCAUCCAAAUGGUAACAGGUAUGUCCAUAAGAUACAAAGCAGAUGCCUUUCAAGCACGAACCUUGUCUUCCUCUUACACUGCUUUCCUACUAGUUUAACUUGGGAUGUAGAAUCUGGAAAGGAGGCAAAUCAAGAUGGAACCACUAAUGUGGCAGGACCUUUGGAUCUAGUUUAUUUAAUCCCUAUUAUUGGCAGGACUUGUCAGCAUCAGGUUGGGAAUUGCAGCCCCCCUGACUCUGCUGGUGGGACAGCUGUGUGUAAAUGUGCAAGAAGCCUGUGUCAUUGUGCAGCUGGCAAGGGGGGGCUCCGCUCUGCCUGGGGUAGGAAUUUCAUUUGGGACUGUCUGCUCCUCUCCGUCUAUUCAGAUUCUCAGAAGGACACCAGGGAUUCCCUGCAAGGGGUAAGGCAGCGUGUGAAACGAUGUCAGAAAGCAUACUGCAGCUCAUCUCUGGGUAAAUUAAAUCAUAUUAGCCUUGAUCUAUGUAGAAUUCGUAUGAAUGACUGUAUAAAGCCAAGGACCCAUAAGAAUGCCCACAAUAAAUCCCUGUGUGUAUCUUUGUGGAUUGCAGGCAAAGCUCGGUCGAGUUUUAGUGAAUAUACGUCUAUAGCUAAAUGCUUGGAGAAUCUGUGCCAUUGCUUACACAGUGAUACUGCUGACCGGGGCUCUAACCAUACCAAGGUCUCUAACCUCACCUGGGAUAUGUAUGUGCAGACCUGUGCUGAUCGGGGGUUUGAGCUAGUGAUCGAGGGCAGCACGUGGGCAGAGGAGAUUUCAGCACCAGCCCAGCGAACAGCUCCAACUGCACAGCCGGCUGCUGAGCUUGCUCCACCUGCCUUUCCUCCAGGGGCUCAGCCUAAGCCGUAUGAAAAGGAACCCUGCUCUCUUUACUUCCCAUUUAACUCGUCCAAAGCUUGCUUAAAAACUACUUUUCCCAGAAAGCAUCUUGAGAAGCAUUCAAAUAUUGAUCUGACUUCGCUUCUUCAAUUACAGUCCAGCACAGCCAUGCAGCCGGAUCAAUUUCACCCCCCACUUAGAACCCAUCCACAGGGUAUCAAGCACAGGAGCAGUGGGAGGGACAGAGAAAGGGCAUCCCUGCCAUUAAUAAGGAGUCGUAGGGCAGCCAACCGCCACCCUCACUUCCCCCAGUAUAAUUAUCAGGUUCAGGUGGCUGAAAAUCAGCCUCCUGGGACUCCUGUCAUAACCAUGUCAGCACAAGACCCAGACACAGGAGAGGCUGGAAGACUUUUCUAUACCAUGGAUGCUCUGAUGAACAGUAAGUCUUUGGAGCUGUUCAAUAUAGAUUCAGUGACAGGCUUAAUCUCAACCAUAGAAAUUCUAGACAGGGAACGCAUGGAUUUGCAUUAUUUUAGAGUUAGUGUCAUAGAUCAUGGCACUCCACGCCUCUCAGCAACUACCAUGGUUGCCAUUACAGUCUCCGACAGGAAUGACCAUAGCCCACUAUUUGAGCAGGCAGAAUACAGGGAGAGCAUUAGAGAGAAUGUGGAGGAGGGAUACCCAAUAUUGCAGCUGAGAGCCACAGAUCUGGAUUCCCAAGCCAAUGCCAACAUCAAAUAUCGUUUUGUAAACGAACAAGCAGCCCACUCUGUAUUUGAAAUAGACGCAAGGUCUGGUUUGAUUACCACCAGCGGGCAAGUGGACAGGGAGAAAAGGGAGAAGUAUUCCCUAAUUGUUGAGGCCAGUGACCAAGGUAAGGACCCCGGCCCAAGAUCCUCUACUGUAAAAGUUGAUAUUACUAUUUUGGACGAAAAUGACAAUGUACCGCAAUUUAGUGAGAAGCGGUACAUCGUUCAAGUGAGGGAAGAUGUUAAAACUCACACUGAGAUCUUAAGGGUUACAGCAACUGACAUCGAUAAGGACAGCAAUGCUUUAGUCCACUAUAACAUUAUAAGUGGUAACAGCAGAGGGCAGUUCUCCAUUGAUAGUGUUACUGGGGAGGUACAGGUGGUAGCACCCCUGGACUUUGAGACAGAGAGGGAGUACACACUUAGAGUUCGUGCCCAAGAUGCAGGCCGGCCUCCUUUGUCCAACAACACAGGCAGCAUAAGUAUUCAAGUUAUGGACAUUAACGACCAUGCCCCUAUGUUUGUCAGUACGCCCUUUCAAGUGUCUGUGUUGGAAAAUGCACCGUUGGGCCACUCUAUCAUACAUAUCCAAGCCAUAGAUGCAGACUAUGGAGAAAAUGCCCGUCUGGAAUACAAGUUAACAGGUGUGAAGCCUGAAACACCCUUUGUAAUAAACAGUGCCACUGGCUGGAUCAGUGUGAGUGGGCCUUUGGACAGGGAAAUAGUAGAACAGUACGUAUUCGGAGUAGAAGCUAGGGAUCAUGGGAAUCCUUCUUUAUCAGCCUCAGCUGGUGUUACCAUCACAAUUAUGGAUGUGAAUGAUAAUCGUCCUGAGUUCACUCAAAGGGAGUAUUUUAUUCGUCUGAAUGAAGAUGCUGCUGUAGGCACCAGUGUGCUUAGUAUGACUGCUAUUGACAGAGAUGUAAACAGUGCUAUUACAUACCAAAUUACUGGGGGCAAUACCCGCAACCGAUUUGCCAUCAGUACACAGGGGGGUUCAGGGCUUAUCACUCUCUCUUUGCCUCUGGACUACAAGCAGGAAAGGCGCUAUGUGCUCACGGUCACUGCCUCCGACCGCAUUCUUCACGACAACUGCUACGUUCACAUCAACAUCACUGAUGCAAACACCCACAGACCAGUUUUCCUAAGUGGCCAUUACCCAGUUGACAUCAACGAGGACCGUCCUAUUGGAAGCACAGUGGCUAUUAUCAGUGCAACCGAUGAGGAUGUAGGGGAGAAUGCCAGAAUUACCUAUUCCUUAGAAGACAAUAUUCCUCAGUUCCAUAUAGACCCAGACACGGGGGCGAUCACAUUGCAAGCGAUGCUAGAUUACGAGGAUCAGGUGACCUACACACUUGCCGUAAUCGCAAAGGACAAUGGAAUCCCUCAGAAAUCCGAUACAACCUAUGUGGAAAUUAUGGUAAAUGAUGUGAAUGAUAACGCCCCCCUGUUUGUCAACACGCAAUAUCAUGGCAUAGUCUCAGAGGAUGCCCCUCCCUUUACCAGCGUUGUCCAAAUUUCUGCCACAGACCGUGAUUCCAAUUCCAACGGAAGGGUUCAAUACACUUUUCAGAACGGAGAUGAUGGAGAUGGGGAUUUCACUGUUGAGCCAACCUCUGGGAUUAUCCGCACUGUCCGCAAGUUGGACAGGGAAAGUGUUCCUUUCUAUGAGUUGACAGCUUAUGCGGUUGACAGGGGGAUACCUCCUCUGAGAAGCCCAGUCCGAAUCCAAGUUGCUGUCCAGGAUGUUAAUGACAAUGCGCCUGUGUUCCCAGCAGAUGAAUUUGAAGUUUAUGUUAAGGAAAACAGCAUUGUGGGUUCAGUGGUCGGCAAAAUCAAAGCCACGGAUCCCGACGAAGGUCCCAAUGCACAAAUAAUGUAUCAGAUUGUUGAAGGCAACAUUCCUGAGAUAUUCCAAAUGGAUUUUUUCUCUGGAGAGCUCACCGCCCUCAUAGAUUUGGAUUACGAAGCAAAAUCUGAGUACGUCAUUGUAGUGCAGGCAACGUCAGCUCCCCUUGUUAGCCGGGCAACGGUCCGUAUUAAGCUGAUCGAUCAAAAUGACAACAGCCCAGUCUUAAAAAAUUUCCAGAUCCUGUUCAAUAAUUAUGUAUCCAACAGUUCCAACACUUUCCCAUCCGGUGUCAUUGGAAAGAUACCAGCCUAUGACCCCGACGUAUCAGACAGAUUACUGUACACUUUUGAGCGUGGGAAUGAACUCAGUUUAUUAAUCGUGAACCAUUCUAGUGGAGAGCUACGGCUGAGUAGGAAGCUGGACAACAACCGCCCAUUGGUGGCAUCCAUGCUGGUUACGGUGACAGAUGGAAUACACAGCGUAACAGCCCAGUGUGUCCUGCGUGUCUUGAUCAUAACCGAGGACAUGUUGUCGAACAGCAUCACUGUACGCCUGGAGAACAUGUCCCAAGAACGUUUCCUGUCCCCCUUGUUGACUAGUUUCUUGGAAGGAGUUUCUACAGUGUUGGCCACGCCAAAGGAAGACAUCUUCAUCUUCAACAUUCAGAAUGACACGGAUGUAGCUGGCUCUGUACUGAAUGUCAGCUUUUCAGCCCUGGCCCCCCAUGGUGACCGCUCUCAGUUCCUCAGCUCAGAGGACCUUCAGGAACAGCUGUACAUGAAGAGGAUGACGUUGACCUCUGCCUCCAUGUUGGAAGUUCUUCCUUUUGAUGACAAUGUUUGCCUGAGGGAGCCCUGUGAGAAUUACAUGAAAUGUAUCUCUGUGCUCAAAUUUGAUAGCUCUGCCCCUUUCAUCGCUUCAGAGUCAAUUAUGUUUCGUCCAAUUCACCCUAUUACUGGUUUACGUUGCCGCUGCCCACAGGGUUUCACUGGGGAUUACUGCGAGAUAGAGAUCAACCUUUGCUAUUCCAACCCCUGCCAGAAUGGUGGAGUCUGCGCCAGGAGAGAAGGUGGCUACACAUGUAUUUGCCAUGAACGUUUUACAGGUGACAACUGUGAAGUGGACAGUGGCUCAGGACGUUGUGUCCCUGGUGUGUGCAGAAAUGGAGGGACCUGUGUCAGCUUAGCAGAAGGGGGCUUUACAUGUCAGUGUCCAUCUGGAGGCUUUGAGAAACCAUUUUGUGAGCUGUCGACGCGCUCCUUUCCACCAAAAUCCUUUGUUAUGUUCCGAGGACUGCGGCAGAGGUUUCACAUGAGUCUUUCCCUCUCCUUCGCCACCAAGGAGAGGAACGGCCUCCUGUUCUACAAUGGGCGACUGAAUGAGAAACACGACUUCAUCGCGGUGGAGAUUAAUGACGGACAGGUGCAGCUGAAAUAUUCCACAGGUGAAUCCAGCACCCUGGUGACUCCAUAUGUAUCUGGAGGGGUCAGCGAUGGAAGAUGGCACACUGUGUUACUUCGGUACUACAAUAAGCCCAAGACGGAAUCCAUGGGGGUGGCUCAGGGACCCUCCAGAGAGAAGAUUGCUGUCCUGGCAGUUGACGAUUGUGACAUUUCUGUAGCUUUAAAGUUUGGCAAUGAGAUUGGGAACUAUUCAUGUGCAGCAGAAGGAGUGCAGUCCAGCUCCAAAAAAUCUCUGGACCUCACCGGACCCUUGCUCUUAGGGGGUGUGCCCAAUCUUCCCGAGAAUUUCCCUGUAGCGCACAGGGAAUUUAUAGGGUGCAUGAGGGAUCUCUACGUUGACCACAAAAAGAUUGACUUUGCGUCUUACAUUGCAAACAAUGGCACAUCUGCAGGUUGCCAUGGAAAACAUACCUUUUGUGACUCCAACCCGUGUAAGAAUGGAGGCACCUGCUCUGCGACAUGGGGCUCCUUCAAUUGUGACUGCCCUUUGGGAUUUGGGGGCAAAGACUGCAGGAUAGCACUGCAACAUGCAAACCAGUUCAAUGGAAGCAGCCUCCUGUACUGGGAUUUUAAGAACGACGUGAAAAUCUCCGUUCCUUGGUUUCUUGGAUUGGUAUUUAGAACCCAUAGGGCAGAUGGGUUGUUGCUGCAGGCGCAUGCUGGUCAAUACACCACUAUUCUGUGUCAGCUUGUUUCUGGCCUGAUUUCAUUCUCUGUCAGCCGUGGCUCCAGUCGAACCUCCGCCCUUCUCUUGGAUCAGAUGUUAGUGAAUGAUGGGAAAUGGCAUGACCUUCAAAUGGAGCUACGAGAUGUGCGCAGUGGGCGUGAAACUCGUUAUGUUAUCAGCAUCAACCUUGACUAUGGGCUCUAUCAGGACACUGUAACAGUUGGCAGCGAGUUGCAUGGCCUUAGGGUCAAGCACCUGUACAUUGGAGGAGUUUCUGGAACCCGAGAGGUGCAAAAUGGCUUUGAAGGCUGCAUACAGGGGGUGCGCCUAGGAGAGACACCAAGUGGAAUAACCUUGCCUAAGCCAAACAGUGCCUUAAAUGUUAAACCUGGCUGUAGUACCCCCAACUUGUGUGAUUCCAACCCAUGCUCUGGAAACAGCUCUUGUGUGAAUGAGUGGAUGAGCUACUCCUGUAUCUGUCACCCAGGAUACUAUGGAGGGCACUGCGUUGAUGUCUGCCAGCUAAAUCCUUGUGAGAACAGAGGCAUAUGUCGUCACCAGGCCAGUGCCCCAAUGGGCUACACUUGCGAGUGCAGCAAGAAUCAUAUCGGCCGCUACUGCGAGCACAGGCUGGACCAGCAAUGUCCGAAGGGAUGGUGGGGGAAUGCAACCUGCGGCCCAUGUCACUGUGAUGUGAAUAAAGGGUUUGACCCAGACUGCAACAAGACAAAUGGGCAGUGUAACUGUAAGGAAUUUCAUUACCGCCCCGAAGGCAGCGAUACAUGUUUGCCUUGUGAUUGUUAUCCCAUUGGCUCUUCAUCGAGGGCAUGUGAUCAGGAAAGUGGGCAGUGCUACUGCAGACCUGGCGUGAUUGGACGUGAGUGCAACAGCUGUGAUAGCCCCUUUGCUCAGGUCUCACCAACCGGCUGUGAAGUGAUUUAUGAUGGUUGCCCCAAAACAUUAACAGUCGGUGUGUGGUGGCCCAGGACCAAGUUUGGCCUUCCAGCUGCCGUACCAUGCCCGAAAGGAUCAUGGGGUCUGAGAGGUAAAGGGGCCGCCAUCCGACACUGCGAUGAUGUCAAAGGUUGGCUGGAGCCAGAUCUGUUUAACUGCACCUCUCCAGCAUUCGUGGAACUCUCACCUAUGCUGGACAGCUUGGAGAGGAAUGAGACUGAACUGAAUACAAUAGAAGCCAAAAAGCUUGCCUUGCGUCUGCAUUCAGUGACAGACAAGAUGGAUCAGUACUUUGGCAAUGACGUCCACAUCACGUUCCGCCUGCUGUCCUAUCUCAUGCAGUAUGAGAAUAAGCAAGAGGGGUUCGGGUUAACAGCCACCCAAGAUGCACAGUUUACUGAGAACCUGCUGAAGACUGGAAGUUCCAUUCUGACUCUGGGCAACAGGGAGCACUGGGAGGCUCUGCUGCACAAUGAACAUGGCAGCGCUGGGCUUAUGAACCUGCUUUGGGAAUACAGCAGCACUCUGGCUAGGAACAUGAAGCUCACCUACCUGAAUCCCGUUGGCCUGGUGACCCCUAACAUCAUGCUUAAUAUUGAAAGAGUGGAAAAUCAAAACUCUGCCAGGAGACAGUUCCCCAGAUACCACAGUCACCUUUUUCGGGGCCAAACUUUCUGGGAUCCCCAUACUCAUGUAGUGCUGCCGGAGUCAGUCCUUGUGCCACCUAAGCUGAAAGCACAACCUACUACAGUGCCAACACCAACCACCGCUGAGAUGAAUGUCACAGCUAAGGUAACCGUGCCCAAAAAAAUUGCCCAAGAACCAGCUCCCACCAUUGUUAUCCUGAUAAUCUACCGAACAUUGGGAGAGCUUCUUCCUGCUCGUUACAACACAGAGAGACGGAGUCUUAGGCUGCCCAAGAAUCCAGUGAUGAAUUCGCCCAUUGUCAGUGUGUCUGUUCUGCGCAAUCAGUCCUUAAUUCUGGGAGCUCUGGAAACCCCCGUCAUAUUGGAGUUCCGCCUGCUGGAAACAGUGAAUCGGAGCAAACCGGUCUGUGUGCAAUGGAACCAGUCUGAACAGGUAGAUCCACUUGGCAGUUGGACAGCUAAAGACUGUGACCUUGUGUACAGAAAUACCACACACGUACGAUGUCAUUGUCCUCAGUUUGGUACUUAUGGCGUCCUGAUGGAUGGGUCCCACCGAGAGCAACUGGAGGGAGACCUGGAGACCUUGGCCAUUGUCUCCUACACAUCACUGUCCAUCUCGUUGGCGGCUCUUCUGGCCACCUUCUCCAUCCUCACCUUUCUGAAAGGGCUGAAAUCAAACACCCGUGGAAUUCACUCCAAUAUUGCUGUAGCCCUCUUUUUUUCUGAGCUUGUCUUUUUAUUGGGAAUCAACCGCACAGAGAGUGAGUUUCUUUGCACUGUGAUAGCCAUCCUGCUGCACUAUUUCUUCCUCUCAACAUUUGCCUGGCUGUUUGUGGAAGGCCUCCAUAUUUACCGCAUGCAGACAGAGGUCAGGAACGUCAACUUUGGUCCCAUGAGGUUCUACUUUGCCAUUGGCUGGGGUGUUCCAGCCAUUGUCACUGGUCUGGCAGUAGGGUUGGAUCCAGAAGGCUUUGGAAAUCCAGAUUUCUGUUGGAUAUCGAGCUACGAUAAACUAGUAUGGAGUUUUGCUGGCCCCAUUGCGAUUGUUAUUGUGCUAAAUGGAGUUAUGUUCCUCAUGGUGGCCAAGAUGUUGUACUCCCCGGGACAAAAGGAAACCAAGAAGAAUACAGUUCUCAUGACUAUCCGCAGCUCCUUCAUUCUCCUCCUGUUUAUCAGCAUUACUUGGUUAUUCGGGCUUUUGGCUGUGAAUAACAGUGUCCUGGCCUUUCACUACCUCUAUGUUAUCCUCUGCUGCUGGCAGGGUCUGGCUGUGCUGGUUCUGUUCUGUAUGCUGAACGAAGAGGUCCAAGAAGCUUGGAAAGUGGUCUGUCUUGGCAAAAAAGGUCAAGGAGAAGAAAUAUCCAGGCAGGCUCAGGGUCCAAAUGCAUAUAACAACACCGCCCUGUUUGAAGAGAGUGGUCUCAUCCGAAUUACAUUAGGAGCUUCCACUGUGUCCUCCGUGAGCAGCGUACGGUCAGCCCGGACCCACUCCAGUCACAGACCCUACCUGAGGGAUAAUAAAGCCCCUCGCCAGGGUUCAGCUGCAGCUCAGAGUGUGCGGAGCCAACAUUCGGGCCCUACAGACCUAGAUGUGGCCAUGUUCCACCGAGAUGCUGGAGGUCAGGAUUCUGACUCGGACAGUGACUCUCUGGAUGAGGAGCGCAGUCUAUCCAUCCCUUCAUCAGAGAGUGAAGAAAAUUUCCGCCCGCGUGGCCGAUUCCAUCGCCAGUUCAAAAAGGCAGCACACAGUGAAAGGCUUCUUACCCACCCAACCAACCACAACCCUAAAGAUGUGGAUGGUAAUGAUCUCAUGUCUUACUGGCCAGCCCUGGGGGAUUCGGAGGUUCACCCCAAUUCACUGCAGAAAUGGGGAUCAGAGAGGAAACUUGGGCUUGACCAGAACAAAGAUGCUGCCAAUAACAACCAGGCGGAUCUGACCAGCGGGGAUGAGAACUCACUGACACAUUCCCACAGACAUAGGAAAGGUAUUUUGAAAAACCGACUUCAGUACCCACCAGGUUUGGCAUCUGUUGGAAGAAUGACCAAUGAAUUAUCGUGGUAUAAAACUUCCACCUUGGGCCACAGGGCGGUUCCAGCAGCUUCUUAUGGCAGAAUGUAUUCUGGAACUGGAAGUUUGUCGCAACCAGCCAGUAGAUACUCUUCCCGAGAACAGCUUGAUAUGUUAAUGCGAAAGCAGAUGUCCAGAGAACAGCUGAGUCAAAAUAAUUCAAGAGAACUGCUUGAAGCUGUGCCCAGCAGGCAUGGAUCCAGGGAACAGCUGGACACUAUACCAAGCAGGCAUGGUUCCAGACAGCAUUUAGAUAUAAUUUCUAGCAGGCAUGGGUCUAGAGAACAUUUAGAAAGUAUACCAAGCAGACAUGGAUCUAGAGAACAACUAGAACAGUCAGAUAUCAUAAAUGAUAGGAUGGAUCAUGCGAAUUCCAUGCCUAAAAGACAUUGCUCUAGAGAGCAUCUAGAGACGUUACACAGCGGAUAUGGAUCAAAAGAACAACUUGAUCAAGGACCAGUAAGGGAAUGGGUAAAUACUUUGCCAAAUCAGCAAAUAUCUAGAGAGCAAAUGGACUCUUUACUCAAUAGACAGGCAUCUAGAGAACAGUUAGAUGUUCUGUCUAGAAGACAACCAUCAAGGGACCAAUUGGCAUUAACUCGUCAACCUUCAAGGGAACAAUUGGACUUUAUAUCCAGAAGGUCUAAUUCCAGGGAACAAUUGAAUACAGUGCCUAGUACACAUCAAUUAAGGGAUAAUAUAGACCCUCUUUCUAGAAGGCAACCAUCAAGAGAAAACUUAGAGUCCCUCUCCAGAAGGCUCCCUUCGAGGGAUAAUCUUGAACCUCUUUGUAGGAGGCAACCUUCAAGAGAAAUUCUAGAAACGGUUCCCAGUCGUCACCCUUCCACCGAGCAGCUAGAUAUUCUUUCAUCAAUUCUUGCUUCAUUUAAUACAUCUGUUCUUUCAUCCACUACUAAUUCAACCCAGCAAACAGUGACUCCUCCAGUGCAGAAUUCCUCAGCUCCCUCUGUGCUAUGCUCAUCCACACCUCAUUCUGCAACAUCGCAAAGUAUCUCGGAGAUGUCAGCAGAUGCUGAGUUAGUGAGGAAUGAUGCUCAUUCCUGAAAAACUCACUUGGGUCAAAAAGAAAGGAAGACACGGUGGUCAACUGCGCAUGUCAGCGUGCCACAAAGUAUUGGCAAACAGAUGUCUGCAGUCCACUGGCCAGUUGCCACAAAAGGUGACCAAGCAGUUGAAGAAGAUCAAGAACCUCAGGUAUUUCCUUAUAGCAACAACACAUGAAAGUGGCAGGAGAACACACAGUCUUCAUACAGAGGUGCGAGACGGGCAGAGGGAACCGGCUACGGUGGAUCUAACAGCACUGUGUCUACCAAUCAAAGGACAACGUUGCUGUGAAACAUUCCUUUUCAAAAGACUGUCGUCAGGGGGAGUGAGGGCAGAAUAAACUGAGUAGACUUUUUUUUAUACAUUUUGUACGUUUGUAACCAGAGCUAAAAGAAAAAUUUCUAUCCUUAUUUUUACGGAUUUUAUUGUCGUUGUCAUUCCAAUGCAGAUGCUGUUCUUUCUGGGGUUAUUUCAAGUGAAAUCUUAUGAAAUCUGGUGAUGCUUGGAUUGCAAGGUUAUGGGGGGCAGGUCUGUUCUCACAUCUGGAUUUAAAGGGGGGUUCACAUGAACUCAAGUGACGUAGAUAUUCUGAUAAUUUGCAAUUGGUCUUCAGUUUUUUUGAUCAAACUGAAAAUCCACAGAGCAUCCUCAAUUGCAAAAUAGUUUUAGCAUACUAAAAAGUAAACAUCCUCUUUAAGCACAGAUUGCUAAUGGGGGGUGUAGCGAGUGGUGGUAAAAGAGUUACACUUGUAGAUGAGUAAUUUUGGCUGGUGCUUUAAAACAUUGAACUGUACAUCUGACUUUAGCUGCUCACUGUCAUAGGAAGCAGUGAUAAUCUGUAAACAUCAUGGCAGGCAGGUGCAGGCAGGCAGUCUAGUUGUAGACUAACAUCUGAAUGGCUUCCACUUACCCAUCACAUCUACACUAGUUUUUCUGGCUUGAGUAAAACAUCAGCCCAGGUAUCAAUGCAUAUAAAUAUAGGGUUGGCAACCUUCUGAGCAUCAGGGGAAGUAGGUUUGCUAAUGAUACGUCAAAUACAUUAUUUUUUGGUGGAGAUUUUAUACUUGACCUGCUUCCAAAGGCAGUGUGUGGAAACUGCAGAAUUCUCCAUAUUGCCCUCUGUGAUGGACAUCUUACCUCAUAUAGUGGCCAAAUGAAUUCAAACUCCUACAGCCCACAUUUGUUUCUCAAACUACCCUGUCCUCCGUAUGGACUGUAAAAUUUUACAUGGAAAUAGUGAACCUUUGACAGUUUCUUCACAUACACAUACUCAACACUUUAUCCUCCUCUUUUCCUCAUUCUGUUGUAACAGUGACUCCUCCUUCUCCAGUGCCUACCAUUUGUACUGUUCUCCUAUAGCUACAGAAAUGAGUGCUCCCCAUUCAUGUCCAACAUUACAACCACCUUAUUUGUUUCAAAUAUUGUACUUGCUGCUUUUGAUGUUUUGAUAUUGCCAAGAUGAAGAUGCAAACAGCUGCUCCUUCAAUGUAACCAUCAAUGUACUGGAAUAUUUUGUCAGCAGAAUAUUACAAAAACCUGGUAAAGUCUUAAAAGUGGAUAGUACUCACGGCGAUUUGAUGACUGUAGGCCUCUCUAGAUGAACCAUGGUGAUCACAAAUGCCUUACUUAAAACUGUAGGGCUUGGGAAAUUCACAGAUUUAAACCUUGGCUGACACCACCUUCUUCUAUUUCUCUACAUGCUGAACAAGUGGACAAUAAAGUUGUUUUGUCCCUAAACAGCCCAUGAACUGAAGGCCACCUAUACUUGAUCCAAGUGAUCCAUUGCAUUGACCAAAAUAUAUCCCAAACGUCUGCAAGUGACCUGAAACAAAGGGCAGAUUUAUCCAAAUUCAAGUUUUUACUGCACUUUGAGGUUUCUGCUGAAGAAAAAAAUGCAAAUUCCAGUUUCCAAAACAUGACGUAUAUUAAAUGCAAAAAAAAUUGGGCACGCAAAGCUGGCGAGUUUAUGUAAAAGUCAAUGAGAUGUAUUUUUCAUUUCAAAUUUUCGAGAUUUUACACUUAGCAGUCUUCAUUGAUGAUGGUCGGUAAAUUCUGUGUCAUUCGGGCUGAUUUUUCCUGGUUUUAUGUUAAUUUGAAUAAGAAAAUUAACAAAAUGGGAUGUAAAUGGCCAGUCAAAAAAAGGCAAUAGAUAACGGGAAUCAGCCCCCAGUACCACAGGCACAUUCACCAACAAUAGAAAAAGUAUCCCGUUGUAAAUUCUUCCAUUAAAAUGGUUCUUUUAUUCCAAAUUCAUAUCAAAAUAGUAAUAGGCAUACAGACCCCCACAGUAUUCUGCCUUACGCGUUUUAGACCCUCUGGUACUAAGUCAUAGACUGCCUAUGACUAAUAUGAAUUUGGAAUAAAAGAAAAAUUUUAAUGGAAGAAUUAGUUACGGGGUAUAUUUGUUGGUUGAGUUAAUUUGAGAUUUUUCAUAAAUAGGUCUAUAUUCAAGUUUUUUAAAAUUAGAACUAAAUGUAAUUUUGAUAAAUCUGCCUCUAGAAAUAAAUCUUUCUUUAGGGUCAACUAUGUGCGUUUGUGAUCUCUUUUGAAACAUGAAAAUUUUGACCUGAAAAUCCAGAUUUUACUAAAAAAAAACAUGAUCUGAAUAACAUUUACUAAUGCAGUUAGAGAAAUGGUGCGAUAUGUCAGUGUGUGUGUUUGUAUGAAUAUCAAUGCGCACGCAAACAUAUGGCGGUGUGUGCGUGUGUUCGGUUCUUGACUCUUAACUGUUAUCCGCGGAAACAGAGGGAAUGGACGAAACAUGUUUACAUUAUUUUUUCAGGAUGUAUAAAAAGAAACUGGAAAGUCUAUUUGUUAUGCAUAUUUAUACGACUGCCUAUUUAUUUUCAUUUUGUGGUUCAUUUAUAAGCGACUUUCUCUUUUCGUGUUUUGAUAAAUAUUCAAACUGUUUCUCACCAAAAAAAGUCGUGUUUUUUUUUAUUUUUGUAAAUUAUUAAAGGGAAAUAGAAUAUCUUUUCUUUUUACACUUUUUUUCCAUUACAGUGAACACAUUUUUUUAUUUUUUAUAUUUUGAUAUGACUCUGUAUAUUAGAACAAAUCAGAAAACAAUAACGUGUUACAUGAGCUGCACUCUCCACUUUUCCAUGUAUCACAGUACAGUGACAUAGAAGCCUGAAUGUGGGGAUCUUUUAAAGGCAACACAGUUCAAUUCUUUGGGAAAACAGUGUUAAAUUGUGUGUGUUUUGUUUUGAUGACAGCUACUAAUUAUAAUAUAUGAGCAGCUUUUGCGCACCCUUUAUUUAAGGUUUUUUUUUAUUGUUUUUAUUCAAUUAUAACCAAAAUAGAGAAUUCUUAAUUUAUUAUUGUCCAUAACUUUUCAUAUACAUAUGGUAUUAUAAGAAAAAAACACU